This is a messenger RNA of Pseudoliparis swirei, 3421 nucleotides long. It is a transcript of the gene acvr2aa, whose product is annotated as activin A receptor type 2Aa. The record is from RefSeq and is a predicted model, not a curated record. NCBI's taxonomy places the organism in Eukaryota, Metazoa, Chordata, Actinopteri, Perciformes, Liparidae. Gene Ontology annotation, biological process: cellular response to growth factor stimulus; protein phosphorylation; activin receptor signaling pathway. Gene Ontology annotation, molecular function: activin receptor activity; ATP binding; activin binding. The coding region runs from base 477 to 2150 and encodes 557 amino acids. Gene Ontology annotation, cellular component: activin receptor complex; plasma membrane. The transcript has 11 exons.
UGCUACGGGAAGAAGGGAAAAAAAACAGAAAAACACACUAAUCUGAGCCGGGCGGCCAUCUUUGCUGUGCUCGCCGAGGAGAGAGGACGGAGACCAGACCUUCAGACCCGGAUCGAUAACACACAUUGGAGGAUCGAUCCGGUUCCGAUCGUUGUGCAGAACCGGACCGACUGGUGGACUGGGCUCGCUCUCGGAUCCCGGAUCAAACCGAACCCCGGAACGUGAAUACGAGCAGAUAGCUGCAGCAAUCAGUCGAUCGGCGGAUCGAUGCGGUUCUAUGGACACGUGCUGGUCUCUGGGUUCGGGUUAGACUUGGUACCGGGCCGGGCGUCUCCCGGUGGAUCCGCUCAGGAAGAGAGCUGAAGAUCCGGGUCUACGGUUCUCGCUAAUGUUUGGACCGGGACCCGGUGCCGGUGCUCGGGGUCCACCAUCAGAACCGGAGCUGCUGUAAAGGCGGUUGGUCCGUUCGGGUCACCAUGGGCCCCGCGACCCGGCUGGCCUUCAGCGUGUUCCUGGUGUCCUGCUCCUCAGGUUCCAUCCUGGGCCGCUCGGACACCCGGAAGUGCAUCCACUACAACUACAACCCCUCCUCCUCCUCCUCCUCCUCCUCCUCCGUGGGGUUGGAGAGUUGGGGGAACAUCAGCGGGGUGGUCUCGUGCCCUGGAGAUAAAGACAAGAGACGCCACUGCUUCGCCACCUGGAGGAAUGUAUCUGGCGUGGUUCAGGUGGUCAAGCAGGACUGCUGGCUGGACGACACCAACUGCUACGACAGGAGUGAAUGCGUGGAGAGGAAAGACGCUCCGGAAGUCUUCUUCUGCUGCUGCGAAGGAAGUUUGUGCAACAAGAACUUCUUCUACAGCCCCGACGGCAACCAGCCGCAGAUCUCCAGUAAGUGUGAACCCCGUUGGUAUGACGUCAUCGUAACUCUUCUGGAGGUCCUUCAUGUCCUCCCCCUCGCUCCGCCCCUAGCGACCAACGAACCGGUGCCUCCGAAGACCCCGGUGCUCACCAGCCUGAUGUACUCGCUGGUUCCCGUCAUGGCUCUCGCCGCCAUCGUCCUGUUCUCCUUCUGGAUGUACCGACACCACAAGCUGGCCUACCCUCCGGUCCUGGUGCCCACGCAGCACGCCUUUCAUAUAAUGGUCGAGGACCCCGGCCCCCUGCCCCCCUCCCCCCUGCUGGGCCAGAAGUCGCUGCAGUUGCUGGAGAUCAAAGCCAGGGGGCGCUUCGGCUGCGUGUGGAAGGCUCGGCUCCUCGGGGAAUACGUCGCCGUCAAGAUCUUCCCCGUCCAGGACAAACAGUCGUGGCAGAACGAGUUUGAGAUCUUCAGCCUGAACGGAAUGAGACACGAGAACCUGCUGCAGUUCAUCGGAGGAGAGAAGAGAGGAAGUCACCUGGACCUGGAGCUGUGGCUCAUCACGGCCUACCACGAGAAGGGCUCUCUGACGGACUACCUGAAGGCCAACAUCCUCUCCUGGUCCGACCUGUGUGUCAUCGCUCAGUCCAUGUCCAGAGGUCUGGCCUACCUGCACGAGGACAUACCGGGACACAAGGACGGACACAAGCCUGCCAUCGCACACAGGGACUUUAAGAGUAAGAACGUGCUGCUGAAGUCCAACCUGACCGCCUGCAUCGCCGACUUCGGCCUCGCCCUCAUCUUUGAGGCGGGAAAAUCACCUGGAGACGCACACGGACAGGUGGGGACCAGGAGGUACAUGGCCCCGGAGGUCCUGGAGGGGGCCAUCAACUUCCAGAGAGACGCCUUCCUGAGGAUCGACAUGUACGCCGUGGGGCUGGUGCUGUGGGAGCUCGCCUCGCGCUGCAAGGCCGCCGACGGUCCUCUGGAUGAGUACAUGCUCCCCUUUGAGGAGGAGGUGGGUCUUCAUCCGUCCCUGGAGGACAUGCAGGAGGUGGUGGUCCACAAGAAGCUGAGACCGGCUCUGAGGGAGUGCUGGCAGAAACACGCGGGUCUGGCCGUGCUGUGCGAGACCAUCGAGGAGUGCUGGGACCACGAGGCCGAGGCCCGGCUGUCGGCGGGGUGCGUUCAGGAGCGCAUCGUUCAGACCGCCGUUACGGCGCCCGAGGACGUCGUCACGGUCGUCACCAUGGUAACCAACGUGGACUACCCGCCGAAGGAGUCGAGUCUAUGACGAGGGCCGAUCGGAGCGGAGCCCGGGACUCCCUUCGUGGUCCCGAGGGCCAAUCGCCACGGAGCUGGGUCUCCCUUAGAGGCCGAGGACCAAUCGGGACGGAGCUUGGACUCCCUUAGGUCAGGUGACCCGCAGACUGACAAGGACGGCUGGCAGAGAGGGUCUCUCUCCUCGGGGUGAGCCACACUCGUCUCUGACCUCACUUCCUGUUUGUAUUACAAAAUAAAAGACUUCCCGGACCGACGUUCUGAGAGAAUAAACUCUCCUCUGAUCCUCUAAAUGAUGCCAAGAAGAAACGAUAAACAGCUUCAGAAUGUCUCACUACUGCUGAGUGUUCACGUGUGUGUGUGUGUGUGUAUGUAUAUAUAUACAUAUAUACUGUAUAUAUGAUGUGUGUGUAUAUAUAUAUAUACUGUAUAUAUGAUGUGUGUAUAUAUAUGAUAUUGAGGUGUUUUAUGAGAGAAAGGUGGAUCAAUAACAACAUAAUAAUCUCUCUAUAUAUAUAGACGUGUGUGUAUAUAUACACAGACAUAUGUGUGUGUGUAUAUAUAUAUGUGUGUGUAUAUAUAUAUAAAUAUGUAUGUAUAUGUUCAUAAUCCGUUGAUUGGUCCUCUUUUCUCUCCUUGUGGAGAAUAAUCUGAAGAUUGAAAUGUUUGACGGCCGUUGGAGUUAAAAAGUUUAAUUGAUUUCUUGUCGUAUUUAAUAUGUUCUUGUUUAUUGGUAUUAGUCGUUUGAAAAGUUCUGCUGCACCAAACUCGUUCUGGAUCAAUACGUGUAAUUGAUGGAGGAAUAAAAAUGAAUAACAAUCAAUAAUGACAACAAUCUGCAGACGGAAUAUGUGUUUCAUUUCCAUAAAACGAUCAGAAUGUCAGGAAGCUGGUAACUAAUAAGAUGAAUAUGUAAAGCUUUUAUUUUGUAGUAUCUCCUGCUGGUUUCCUGUUUGGUUCUUUGUAUUUAUUUACACUCACAAGAUGUAAACAUCGAAAUGAUUCAGUAAUGAAGAAAGGAACCAAAGUCAUCGUCACAACCAGGAGAACCAGAACCAAAAUAAUCAGAACCAGGAGAACCGGAAUUGGGAGAAUCGGAAUUAGGAAAAACGUAACCAGAAUCAGAGAGACAUUCAGGGACUUCAGGACAUCAGAACACUGCAAUGUUACACCUCAUUGGAGUUCAGCAGAGCGUCCUCACAGUGCUCUUCUUCCUCUCUGUGUGUGUGUGUGUGUGUGAGAGCUGAAUAGUCCAGAGUUAAUAAAGUUGUAUUAUUAAAACCG